AUGGGUUUCUUUGCUGGUGUUUCCAUGACAAAGGGUUUGAUGGGUACCAUCAAUUUGUUUAUGGUAGUUAUGUAUCUUGUAGAUUCGAAAAGCCAUCAUGGGGUGGAAGCGAAAAAGAAGGUGGAGCAAAAUGAAGAUGAUUUGGAGCUGGAAAGGCAGCUCAAGAUUUUAAAUGUGCCUCAUCCUCUCAAGACCAUUAGAACAGAAGAGGGUGAUAUCCUUGAUUGUGUUGAUAUCUACAAGCAACCUGCUUUUCGUAAUCCAUUGCUUAAAGAUCACAAAAUCCAGAUGAAACCUAGUUUUUUCCCGGAAGGAGAAGCAAACAAAAAUUCGUCAGCAACUGAAUCUUUGCCAAUUAGUUUAAAGGGCAAAGAAUGUCCCCAAGGAACAGUUCCCAUUCGAAGAACUUCAAAAGAAGAUCUUUUAAGGGCUAGAUCUUUAGCAAGAGAUUUCUCUACAAAUAUCAACCAAAGCGGGAUCCACUUCCCAGGGCAAUUUCAAGUAGAAUUGAUGACCAUUCAGGUUUUGGAAGUUCACGGGGAAGAAGGUGGACUAGUUCAUGGAGCUUCUGCAUACAUCAAUGUAUACAAUCCAACUGUAGAACCUACACAAUGUACGAGUGCACUAAUUUGGGUUCGUGCUGGUCCAAAUGAAAACUUUGAUUAUAUAACUGCUGGAUGGACGGUUGAUCCACGGUUAUAUGGUGAUCAUCUUACUCGGUUUUUUACAUAUUGGUCGGUUAAUAAAGAUAAGCCUCGCGGGUGCUACAAUACUCUUUGCACAGGUUUUGUGCAAGUUGAUAGAUCAGUGACUCCAAGUGCUCCUUUAUCUCCAGUUUCUACAAUUGGUGGAACUCAAUAUGUGAUCAAAGUCCAUGUUUAUCAGGAUCCCUUAAGCAGGAACUGGUGGUUGAUAAUCACAAAAAAUAGUAUAGUUAUUGGUUAUUGGCCAAAGAACUUAUUUCCUUAUUUAGGUGAUGGUGCCACUAGUGUUUCUUGGGGAGGGAUUGCACAGGUUGGUUCUAAUGGAGUUGGCCCUCCAUUAGGAAAUGGUCGUUUCCCAUAUGAUCCGUUUCCAUGCUAUUUCGAAUGGAUGAAGAUGGUGAAUAAGGACUAUGGUAUCGAUCCUCUAUUAAAGAAAACAGAUAUAACUACUUAUGUGAAGGGAAAGAACUGCUAUGACAUACUUUAUCAUAAAUAUGUACCUGAACGAGGAGCAAGUCUGACAUUUGGUGGACCUGGUGGCAUCAACUGUGGCUAG
Molecule: messenger RNA, 1260 nt
Organism: Telopea speciosissima
Lineage: Eukaryota; Viridiplantae; Streptophyta; Magnoliopsida; Proteales; Proteaceae
Exons: 7
Coding region: 1-1260 (419 amino acids)
Source: RefSeq, a predicted model, not a curated record